Homarus americanus (American lobster) is the source of this 1702-nucleotide messenger RNA. Its product is annotated as calreticulin-like. Gene Ontology annotation, molecular function: calcium ion binding. The coding region runs from base 81 to 1295 and encodes 404 amino acids. Gene Ontology annotation, cellular component: endoplasmic reticulum membrane; endoplasmic reticulum. The record is from RefSeq and is a predicted model, not a curated record. Gene Ontology annotation, biological process: protein folding. NCBI's taxonomy places the organism in Eukaryota, Metazoa, Arthropoda, Malacostraca, Decapoda, Nephropidae. The transcript is spliced from 4 exons.
AAUAUCUGCGGCAGUCGUCCGUCUGUGAGGAGUGAGAGAAGGAUCCGCGGCCAGUGAGAGGAGUCGCUAUUGACGGAGCUAUGAAGAUCUUGAUACUUGCUGCCCUUUUAGGGGUUUCCUUUGUCGAAGCAAAGGUCAUGUUUGAGGAGACCUUCUCUUCUGCAGAUUGGGAUUCUCGCUGGGUUCAGUCUGAACACAAGGGAAAGGAGUUUGGUCCUUUUAAAUUGACUCCAGGAAAAUUCUAUGGUGAUCCUGAGAAAGAUAAAGGAAUUCAAACUGGCCAGGAUGCACGUUUCUAUGGUCUCUCAAGCAAGUUUGAACCAUUUGGCAAUAAAGAAACCCCGCUAGUUAUCCAGUUCACCGUCAAGCACGAGCAGAAUAUCGACUGUGGUGGUGGAUACCUGAAGGUGUUCGACUGUUCACUUGACCAAAAGGACAUGCAUGGAGAGUCCCCAUAUCUGAUUAUGUUUGGUCCAGACAUAUGUGGUCCAGGAACAAAGAAGGUUCAUGUCAUCUUUAACUACAAAGGAAAGAACCACCUAAUUAAAAAGGAAGUCCGAUGCAAAGAUGAUGUAUUCUCUCACCUUUACACUCUGAUUGUUAACCCAGAUAACACUUAUGAGGUCUUGAUUGAUAAUGAAAAAGUACAGUCAGGUGAACUGGAGGAAGACUGGGAUAUGCUUCCACCCAAGAAGAUUAAGGAUCCCGAAGCAAAGAAGCCUGACGAUUGGGAUGACCGUCCCACUAUUGCCGAUCCUGAAGACACAAAGCCCGAAGAUUGGGACCAACCAGAACACAUUCCUGACCCAGACGCUACAAAGCCUGAGGACUGGGAUGAUGAGAUGGAUGGCGAGUGGGAACCACCCAUGAUUGAUAACCCUGACUACAAAGGUGAAUGGAAGCCCAAGCAAAUUGAUAACCCUGACUACAAGGGGCCAUGGGUCCACCCUGAAAUUGACAAUCCAGAAUAUACUCCUGACCCAGAGCUUUACAAAUAUGAUGAGAUUUGUGCUGUUGGCCUUGACCUCUGGCAAGUUAAGUCUGGUACCAUCUUUGAUAACUUCCUCAUCACUAAUGACAUUGAAGAGGCAAAGAGAAUUGGCGAAGAAACUUGGGGAGCUACUAAAGAUGGUGCCAAAAAGAUGAAGGAUGAACAGGAUGAAGAAGAACGAAAGAAAGCAGAGGAAGAAGCAAAGGCAGCAGAAGCAGAAAAAGAUGAUGAUGAAGACGACGAAGAUAUUGACGACGAGGAUGAAGAUGACCUAGAAAACGAAAUUGAUCACGAUGAACUGUAAAAUUAAAUUCAUUAAAUCGGUUAAAAUUAAAAUUAGCAUAAUUCGUACUUGGAACAUCAAAAGUACAGAUUGAAACCCAUGAUCAUGCGUUCCUGUUAGGAUCACAGGUUUCGGUCGAAUCCAGUCAAGGGACCUUCAAAAAUUCAGCAGCACAACUAUAACAUUCCAGUAGCUGCUACUUAUUGAAGGUUCAGUGACGAAGUAACACUACCCCCUAAUGGGUAAAGUUUGCAUGCUUCAUAAUCAUCUGAAUCAUUAUCAUCGCCAUAGUGUAUGCAGCACAACCCUGUAUGUUUGUACGAGCCAGAGAUGUGUUAGUGCUGUUAUCCUAAAACUUGAUUUUCUUCUAUGGGCAGCACAAGGUAUAAUUGUUUGAAUGAGUGAUUUCCAAUAAACACAAUCCGAAA